UGCACAAGACCAACAUGUAGGAUCGAAUCUCCCCUCCCCCAGUGCCGUUCUCGCUUCGCCUGCCUCGCCUGCAUGAGGUGCCAGGCAUCCGAAAGCUCGCCGCUCCGGCGAUGGACAUACCUGGAUCCGAGUCUGUGGGGGAAUCUCGGCCGAGACUACGUUGGCCGGGACAACCUUCACGAUCCUGAGCAGUACGACCGGGGCACAAACCCGUGAACGGCCACGGUGCCGUCUCUUUCUGAGGCCAAGGCUUCGUGCGCUCGGAAGAGGCAUGGC
Ectocarpus sp. CCAP 1310/34 is the source of this 276-nucleotide messenger RNA. The record is from the annotation of a GenBank genome assembly. NCBI's taxonomy places the organism in Eukaryota, Phaeophyceae, Ectocarpales, Ectocarpaceae.